GGCUGAAGCUGAAGCAGCAGCAACGGCGGUUGUUGUUCCUCCUCCUCACUGAGGGCUUGAAUGGUGCCUCGGAGGUGGCGGUGACAGCGCCCGGCUUGGCUUUGGCGAGAGGGAGGGAGGAACCAGAGGCCUCUCUCUUCAGCCAUGGCUGGGGAAAACGGCGGCGGCGGAGGAGGAAGAGGCGGACACUCGUCGGAGCUGCGAGCGGAGCUUUAUUUCCUCAUCGCUCGCUUUCUGGAGAGCGGACCCUGUAAGCAAGCGGCUCAGGUCCUGAUCCGAGAAGUAGCCGAGCAGGAGCUCCUGCCCAGGCGCACCGACUGGACCGGGAAGGAGCACCCUCGGAGCUACCAGAGCCUCGUAAAAUAUUAUAGACAUUUGGCACCUGAUCACCUAUUCCAGAUAUGCCAUCGACUAGGACCACUUCUAGAACAAGAAAUUCCACAAAGUGUUCCAGGAGUCCAAACAUUGUUAGGAGCUGGAAGACAGUCUUUGCUUCGCACAAGCAAAAGCUGCAAGCAUGUGGUGUGGAAAGGAUCUGCUCUUGCUGCGUUACACUGUGGAAGACCUCCAGAGUUGCCAGUAAACUAUGGCAAUCCUGCUAGCAUAGCUGAAACUCUCUUUUCAAGAAAAGUAAAUGGAAAAUACAGACUUGAACACUUAGUUCCAACUGCUGUUUAUCAACAUAUGAAAAUGCACAAGCGGAUCCUAGGACACUUGUCUUCAGUAUAUUGUGUAACAUUUGAUCGAACAGGCAGACGAAUAUUCACUGGUUCUGAUGAUUGUCUUGUAAAAAUCUGGGCAACGGAUGAUGGAAGGCUGCUUGCUACUUUAAGAGGACAUGCAGCUGAAAUAUCAGACAUGGCUGUUAAUUUUGAAAACACGAUGAUUGCUGCAGGGAGUUGUGACAAAAUGAUAAGAGUAUGGUGUCUCCGAACGUGUGCCCCUUUGGCUGUUUUGCAAGGCCACAGUGCAUCAAUAACGUCAUUACAGUUUUCUCCACUAUGCAGUGGUUCAAAAAGAUACCUGUCUUCAACAGGGGCUGAUGGAACAAUAUGCUUUUGGUUGUGGGAUGCUGGAACUCUUAAAAUAAAUCCAAGGCCAACAAAGUUUACGGAACGUCCGAGACCUGGAGUGCAAAUGAUCUGUUCUUCUUUUAGUGCUGGUGGAAUGUUUCUGGCCACUGGAAGUACAGAUCACAUCAUUAGGGUUUAUUUCUUUGGAUCAGGUCAGCCAGAGAAGAUAUCAGAGUUGGAGUUUCAUACUGAUAAAGUGGACAGCAUUCAGUUUUCUAACACUAGCAGUCGAUUUGUAAGUGGAAGUCGUGAUGGAACAGCACGCAUUUGGAUGUACAAGAGAAAGGAAUGGAAGAGCAUUUUGUUAGAUAUGGCUACUCGUCCUGCAGGUCAAAACUCGCAAGGAGUAGAAGACAAAAUCACAAAACUGAAAGUUACUAUGGUAGCAUGGGAUCGCCAUGACAAUUCAGUUAUCACUGCUGUUAAUAACAUGACCUUGAAGGUUUGGAACUCUUUUACUGGACAACUUAUUCAUGUCCUUAUGGGCCAUGAAGAUGAAGUAUUUGUACUUGAAAGUCAUCCUUUUGACGCUAGAGUGCUCUUCUCUGCUGGCCAUGAUGGAAAUGUAAUCGUAUGGGAUUUAGCAAAAGGAGUAAAAAUCAGAUCUUAUUUCAAUAUGAUUGAAGGGCAAGGACAUGGGGCAGUGUUUGACUGCAAGUGUUCUCCUGACGGCCAGCAUUUUGCUUGUACAGACUCGCAUGGUCAUCUUUUGAUCUUUGGCUUUGGCUCCAGCAGUAAAUAUGAUAAGAUAGCAGAUCAGAUGUUCUUUCACAGUGAUUAUCGGCCUCUUAUCCGUGAUGCCAACAACUUUGUGCUGGAUGAACAGACACAGCAAGCACCGCACCUCAUGCCUCCCCCAUUUUUGGUUGAUGUUGAUGGUAAUCCUCAUCCAUCAAGAUAUCAAAGAUUAGUUCCAGGACGUGAGAACUGUCGAGAGGAGCAACUUAUUCCUCAAAUGGGGGUAACUUCCUCAGGACUGAACCAAGUUUUGAGUCAACAAGUUAGCCCUUUGGACAGUAUGAUACAACGACUUCAACAAGAGCAAGACCAGAGGCGAUCUGGAGAGGCUGGAACUAGCAAUAUUAACAGAAUUGGAAGGGGCUCUGUAACCACCACUUCAGAAGUUCAUUCACCACCAAAUGUGGGAUUAAGACGCAGUGGACAAAUUGAGGGAGUACGGCAGAUGCAUAGCAAUGCGCCAAGAAGUGAAAUAGCUACUGAAAGGGACCUAGUGGCAUGGAGUCGAAGGGUUGUUGUGCCGGAGCUGACAGCAGGAGUAGCCAGUCGACAGGAAGAAUGGCGAACGGCUAAGGGAGAAGAAGAAAUAAAGAUAUACAGGUCAGAAGAGAAAAGAAAGCAUGUUGUAAGCCAUGUUGCAAGAGAGAAUAAAACACCUCCUUUGCCGAAGAAUCAUACUAAUGAUCAUAUAUUAGAUAUUGGUGAUUCGAAAAAACAACAGGCCAACCCACAUAAUUACCGUACUAGAUAUGCAUUGGAAGAAACUCCAAGGCCAAAUGAAGAUAUGGAAAAUGGAAGCAGUUCAUCAGAGGAGGGAGAAGUUGUUGUUGCCAGCGGUGCAACAUCUGAAGAUGAAGGAAAGGCAUGGCACAGUGAUGGUAGUUCUAGUGAUUAUUCUAGUGAUUAUUCUGACUGGACAGCAGAUGCUGGAAUUAAUCUGCAGCCACCAAAGAAAGUUCCUAAAAUCAAGACAAAGAAAGUAGAGAGCAGUUCAGAAGAUGAGGAGGGUCCUGAAAAACAAAGGCAAAAGCAAAUCAGAAAAGAAAGAAAGAAAGGUAUUGAAGACAAAGAUGGUCCAACGUCACCAAAGAAAAAGAAACCCAAAGAGAGAAAACAAAAGAGGUUGCCUGUGGGAGUGUUAUCAGAAAAUGGCUUGACAUUGGAAGAAUGGCUGCCAUCAGUAUGGAUUACAGAUCCUUUCCCCCGCCGAUGUCCAUUUGUACCACAAAUGGGAGACGAGGUUUACUAUUUCCGACAAGGCCAUGAAGCAUAUGUUUCUAUGGCAAAGAAGAACAAAAUAUAUAGCAUCAAUCCCAAAAAACAACCGUGGCAUAAGAUGGAACUUCGGGAACAAGAGCUGAUGAAAAUAGUUGGAAUAAAAUAUGAAGUUGGGUUGCCUACACUUUGUUGCCUUAAACUGGCUUUUCUUGACCCAGAUACUGGUAAACUAACUGGAGGAUCUUUUACAAUGAAGUAUCAUGAUAUGCCAGAUGUUAUCGAUUUCCUGGUGUUAAGGCAGCAAUUUGAUGAUGCAAAACACAGACGAUGGAACAUAGGUGAUAGAUUUAGAUCUGUAAUUGAUGAUGCCUGGUGGUUUGGGACAAUAGAAAGUCAAGAGCCCCUUCAGCCAGAUUAUCCUGACAGCUUGUUUCAGUGCUACAAUGUCUGUUGGGACAAUGGAGACACUGAGAAAAUGAGUCCUUGGGAUAUGGAGCCUAUACCAAACAAUGGUAUGUGUCUACUUUCCCCUAGAAGUACAGAAAGGAGACAGAACUUACUAUCUGUCUUUCCAGAGGAGCUUGGAACUAGUGUUCCUUUAACUAGUGCUGAGAGCAAAUCACUGAUAUAUAAGCCUCUGGAUGGAGAAUGGGGCUCCCGGAGUCGCGAUGAUGAAUGUGAAAGAAUAAUUUCAGGGAUAAAUCAACUGAUGACUCUAGAUAUUGCAUCUGCUUUUGUGGCUCCUGUGGAUUUCCUAGCUUAUCCAAUGUACUGUACUGUUGUUGCAUAUCCUACUGAUCUCAGCACAAUUAAACAAAGACUGGAAAAUAGAUUUUACAGGCGUCUUUCUUCACUCAUGUGGGAAGUUCGGUAUAUAGAAUACAAUACUCGGACCUUCAAUGAACCAGGAAGUCCCAUUGUCAAAUCAGCGAAGUUUGUCACAGACCUCCUUCUGCAGUUCAUGAAAGAUCAGACUUGCUAUGACAUAAUCCCACUUUAUAAUGCAAUGAAGAAAAAAGUCUUGUCUGAUUCGGAGGAGGAAGAAGAGAAAGACAUUAACAUGCCAGGCACUUCCACUAGAAAGAGGAAGGAUCAUCAGCCAAAGCGGAGGCUGCGUAACAGAGCACAAUCCUAUGAUAUUCAGGCCUGGAAAUGGCAGUGUCAGGAAUUGUUGAAUCUGAUUUUUCAAUGUGAAGAUUCUGAACCAUUUCGUCAACCAGUGGAUCUUCUUGAAUAUCCAGAUUACAGAGACAUCAUUGACACACCAAUGGAUUUUGCUACAGUUCGAGAAACACUAGAAGCAGGGAAUUAUGAAUCUCCAAUGGAGUUGUGUAAAGAUGUGAGACUAAUUUUCAGCAACUCGAAAGUUUAUACACCAUGCAAAAGAUCAAGAAUUUACAGCAUGAGCCUGCGUCUGUCUGCCUUCUUUGAGGAACACAUUAGUUCCAUUUUAUCAGAUUACAAAUCUGCUUUGCGCUUUCAUAAAAGAAGCACAGUUAAAAGAAGAAGGAAAAAAAGAAGUAGAAGCAGUUCUGUUUCUAGUAGUGUUGCAUCAAGUCCAGAAAGGAAACGGCGACUAAUAAAGCCGCAGCUGAAAGCUGAACCCUCUGCUACUCCUGCCUCCUCUGCACCUGCCCGGGGAACGUCCUUGAGAAACAUUGCUGCUCAAAUGAAUGGGAAAAUGGUUGACUCUGUGACUUUGGUCCGAACAAGGAGUACAAGGGCAGUAACAGAAAUGGCUGUUCAUGAGCAGCCAUCUACUUCUUCAGCAGGAAAACCUUUAACUGUGAAACCUAGUAGUAUUAUUGCACAAGGGAUGCCAGUACCAGAAAAUUCCACCAAAAUUUCCAAGAACCAGAAUAUGUUACCAGUCCCUAAUCAAACCAAUUAUAGUCACAACACUAGGAAUAAUACUGGAAGAGAAAAUGUGGAAAAAGAUAAACAAAUUAAACGUAAAAUCAAACCAAAAUCUUCCACUAGCAAUCCACAAGCAGAUUGCAAGAAGAGCGCUGUGGCUUUGGCAUCAGGAAGCAUCCAGGUGAACGGACAUGGGGAACAUUCCUCAAGGCCUGUGUUUAAGAGGGGUCGUGGACGGAAACCCAAGAAUGAGACUAACAACAGCUGUGAAGUGGUACCCAAAAAAAGAGGGAGGAAACCAAAAAGCCUGUUACUUGCUCAACAGCAGAAUUUGGAGCAGAAUGCGAACCAAGCCACUAAAGGCUUGCUGACAGAGGAGGCCUCUGCUUCUACUGCAUGCAAUUCUAUCUUGGAAAAUAAUGUGAAAGAAGACCUAUUACAGAGGAAAGGGCGUGUAGGUAGAAAGCCAAGAAGAAAGCUGCAGGCAGAGCAGCCAGGAUUGGAACAUACGUUUUCUGCAGAUCCUAAGAUUCAGACAAGAAGCAGGAGAAAAAAAACAGAUGGACCUGUUGAAGAAGGGGAUGCAGAGCCUGAGGAAUGCAAAGACUCUGAGCCUCACAUGAGAACUAGAAACCAGGGGAGGAGGACAGCUUUUUACAAUGAAGACGACUCAGAGGAGGAACAAAGGCAGCUGUUGUUUGAAGACACCUCUUUGACUUUUGGAACAUCUAGCAGAGGCAGAGUCCGAAAAUUGACUGAAAAAGCAAAGGCUAAUCUGAUUGGUUGGUAACUUCAGCAUUUAAAAAAUGCUCAUAAAUAGGUACAACUUAGGAAUUAAAAGACCUAUGGAUCUGCUUUUGGCUGCUAUUUACAAGUGAGAUUGGUUUUUGAUUUGGAAAAACAGAGCAAAAACAAACUGAACGUUUCUUUGGAAGAAGUAUGUAUUUUAAACAUUUGCUAUUUAUUGCCCUCCAAGUAGGUUAUGCAUUUCAAUUUACUUCAGUUGGAAUCAAAGAUUGUAUAAACGAAACUCUUGAUUUGCAGAGAUGCUACUGUAAUUUUGAACAGUACAACCUCUAUUUGAUUAAAAUGAGUGAUUUUUUAAUGUUAACAGACUGAGAACAGAACUAUUUUUGGAUGAGCAAGGUACAGUACAUUUGUAUAGAGUGUGGUAUCUAUGUUUUGCAGGAUAUUGGCAGAAUAUGGCAGUAAACGCUAUUUAGAACAAAUGCAAAAUUGCCUAACUUUGCCUAUUUGGUAACAUUUAAUUCAGUAGUGAUUGGGCACACAGCUUUGUAAAAACCAAUGUAGUGCAGGUUGUUUUAUCUAUGUUCUGCGAGAGAGAGAAAUCACAGUGUGUAAAUCUAUAUAUUUAUAUAUAGAUAUGUAGAUAUAUAUGCAUACAUAUAUAUAUCCACAUUGGAAAAAGUUUGACUAAUAUGUCUAAUUUUUCAGACCUUCAUUCUCGUAUCAAUCAAAUCUCUGUUUAUCGUGCCAAAGACUGAAAACCGGUACAGUGGAAUAGUUUUGAGUGUCAGUGCAGCCUACAGUUUCAAUUAUGUUUAUGAUUCCAUGUUCAAAGUAUAGAUUGUUCUGAAAAAUUAUCUCUACUGAUACUUUGUAAUAAAAAUACACAGUAAUGCACUGGUGGGAUCCUUUAACAAAAACUUGAGGGUAAGUUAUAAAUUGUGUUAAAGGGAUCAAGGAACAUGCAGGAAAAUAUGAGAUUCUGGUGUUUAUGUUAUUAUCAUAUUAGCAAUUACUACAAAUUGUGUUAAACUGACUAAAAUUACUUUCAGAAGUGUAUGUGCAUAUACAUAUUGAAUAUGUACACUAGCACAUCAGUACACAAUAUUACCCAGGUAUAAUUGUUUCAGGACAUUUUAAAUAGUACUAGAAUAUUAUGAAUUUUUAAAAUGUCAUACUAUAAUUUUACGGGGAAUAUUGGUUAUUUUCAGUCAUUAAAGAUAAAAGGCCAAAUCACUUAUGCAAUCAUUUUUAUACAGUAUUCUCAUUGCGCAUUGUUUUCUGCACUUUCUACAGUAUACUUAUCAAGCUGACAUGAGUCAAUAUAAACACCCUAAAGGAAAAAUCCCACUUUAUGAUUGUGCCUUGUAUUCUGUUAUUUCGUGCAUCUUUUAGUAAGCUUAAGUUGUCUAUUGUAAAUGAUGAAUAUAUGACUUAGGGAAUGUAUUGCUGUAUGUACUGCAAUGGAAAAAGACAGUUAUUUAUUUAUGGUACAUUUACUUAUUUUAUACUUUAAAAUUUUAAUACAAGUUUAUUGUUUAAAAGCAUAGUCCAAUUUAAAAGGAAAAAAGUUACACUGUUGCAUGGUACAAAAAUAUAACUACGCUUUUCAUAUAACACUGGGGAGAAGAAAAGUAAAAAUGAGGGUUUCCAUGUUUGUGAAAACUGCCUGGCCUUGAGCAGGAAAUGAAGAGUUGGCAGCAGUUGGCUCCUCGUGCAUAUAUUCACAAGAGCGGUGUGGUGCUGUCAGCUUGUAGGAAUGCAGUGUGAAGGGCGAAGACCUGACUUAACUUGUGAUUCUAUUAGUGGAAAGAGGAGGGUAAUUACGUUGCUCACCACUCUGAAUAGAUUAUUAACUCCACCAAUCUGUUUCCAAGCCAGUUUUGAGAACAACAGAUAGAUCCAGCCCCAGAAGCUAAGAGGGCUGCACAGCUUUCAUCACCUUCUACACAUGUAGAUAACAUCUGACCUGUCUUCAACCGCACACAGUGGAAAACAACUAAAUUAAAAUGCAUUUCUUAGGUUACUACCAACAUCAUGCACAGCAGUGUCAUUCAAUCUCUUCUGAGAUAAGUUAACCAUGAUAGGAGUUACACCACUUUAGAAAAUUUGAGUGCAGAACUUUAAUUCCAAUUGGCUGGUUAAUUAUUAUUAUUUUCUUGGUGCAAAAAAGAAAAGAUUACAGUCUGGGUGAACCACCUUUCAUAAGUCUUGACUCCCUAUAUAAGAAGGAAUGCAAGAUAAAAAGAAAGUAAUUAGGCUAAGAUCACGACAUGGAAAACAAUCUCAGACUUCUACAUAGUACAUGUGAUAUAACAUACUGAUUUAUGUGAUCUUGGUUUUUGAUUAGCUUUUUAAAAAUACAUAUUUCUAAUAUUGCAAGCAUUAAACAUGAAAACAUUACAUAAAAGCUGUAUCAUGGUGGAAUGUUUCAUACUUCAGAGUUAAAUCAUUGUAGAUUUGUAUUGCCCAGUUUUAACAAUCUCAUUUAACACGGUCAAUUUGAAAUAUUUGAUUCUAUGAUGUUGUCAGUGUCAUCAUACAAAAGAUUUAUAUUUAUAUAAAUCCAUGUAUGUGUGUAUAGAUGUUUAUGUGUGUGUGUGCAUAUGUGUGUAUAGAUGUACACAUAUACACAUUCAGUGUGUCUGUGUAAUACUGGGAAAUGAACUAAAACUCAUAGUCAUCAGAGUCUGAAAAUUACACAUUUCAAAACUACGAAAUUCAGAAGUCUAACAUGCAAAACAAAUGUUCAUGAACAGCACUAAAAAUUCAUUUCACCUUAAUUUUUCAAAACAAUUCAGUAAUUUAUUGAGUAGAAAUGACACAUACAUACUAGAUUUUCUUGUGAUUUCAGUUGCCUUGAUUUGACUUUGUUGCUGUCUAUGAGUGAUCUGCAAAAUUCUCAUUGUAUCAGCACAUUGAACUUCUCAUCUAGCACAUUUUAAAGCCAGCAAUAAUUAUUGGUUCAAUAGCUUUGGAUGGGUAGGGAAUAUAGAAGAUGUGUUAUGGAUAAUCCUAUCUCAAGCAUAAUCUAAUGUUUUUUAUGACAUAGUUACAUGGAUAGGUGCAGUUUAUGUUGGCAAUUACAAUUAUAGAAAUGGGUUUCUCAAACUUAGCAGUUAUGAAAAAGAAAUGGUAAAUGCUGGUACUGCUUCUGAUACAGGGCUGUCCAUUAAUCUGUAAUGUUGGUUGUUAAUUUAAUAUUAACUAGUGGUUACUACAGAAUGGUGUCUAAUUAGCAGAGCAUUCCUUGUCCUUUGAGAAGCAACUAAUUGAUUCACUUCAGUAAUUAUAAACCCCAAUACUGGCUUCAUAAAAAUAGUACUAACUCUUAAUUCUAAUUGUUUCCCAGGAUAAUAUUGGAUGUUGACCAAAUAAGGUUUUUCAGCAGCACAUUUUGACUAAUGAUGAAAUCUUACAAGAACUGACUUGUAAGGGGCUGCUGUGAGUUAAAAUUGUCCAGUUACUUGUACUAUCUCCCCACUUUAUACAUAUUCAAUUGCCACUAGUAUUAUUUUGGAUUAAUCUGUGUAACAUACUAUUCAAAAAGUACUAUCAAGUUUUAAAAAUAAACGGCCACAUACAUGUAUUUCACACACAUAGGUCAUGUAUCUAAAUUGGCUGUUAAAUGUUAAAGGCGUUGACUGGUGGUGUCCUGUGAAGCUCAUUGUUGUUUUCUAUUAAUAGAAUAAGUUCCAAUGUGCUGAUAAAUCUGAAAUACCAGUUUUCCAACAAAAUAAUACUUUUGGAUGACCUAGGCCACAAUCUCUGUAUAAAGCAGCACAUGUAGAUGUUACCUGCCCCUGAUUUUCCCUCUCCGCCAGUGGACUUCCUCACAAGUGGAAAGUGGACUGGUGGGCCAGUUGUGUCUGUAUGCCCAGCACUGGUAUGUUAGAGACCGACUGAAUCGGAUUUUACUGUGUUUUCAUGUAUUGCUUAAUCUUGCACUUCAUUUAAUUGGACCUAAGCAUUCACCUGAAAAAGGGCUGUCAGUUUCUGCUGUAAAUAAUGUGUACAUAUAUAUAUAUAUAUGUUUAUACUUUUAAAAAAAUGGUGUACAUUUCAUAUAUAGUGGUCAAGUCUGAAAAUAAUUUCUAAUAUAAAAAAUCUGGUAUGGCAUUUUUAAUAUGUUAACUUUACAUAAUUUGUAUUUUAAUCAAGAUUUACAAGAACUAUGGAAAAGUUGUGAUACAUUAAAAAAAACUUUGGAAGCACUCCUGUUUUUGUUUUUCAGUUCAGAGUAGUUUUAGAAUAGAAGGUACUUUGUGUUUCAGGAAGGCUACAGUUAUUGGGCGAAAUCCGAUACGAUGUUCAUAUGAAAAAUUCUAGUGCUGGUGUUCUUUCUUUAGUGUAUGUUAUUGCCAAGGCAUAAUUCAAGUCCUGAGAAUAGGAUUUUUGCUAGUGGAAAUAUUUUUGUACCAGCUGACAGACACCAUUUGCUUAUAGCCCUUUGUCAGUUUUUGCGUUUUAGAAAGUACUAUAGAGAAGGACACUUUGAAGAUGUUAAAAAGACCGAAUCUGCCUCUUUAAAAUGUAAAUAAUUUGUGUUUAUAUCACACAUUUUUCCUUUUGAUACAGAAAUGAGCAAAUGCUAAAUAUUGGCUUAAAAAAUAAAAUUCGGAUAAUUGCAUCAGGAAACGUUUUAUGUUUUUAAAAAUUAUUUUUAUGUUGAAAAAAUACCAUGCUUUUAAAGAAAAAAUAUCAGCACCAAAAUCAUACACUUGCACAGGGGAAUUAAAACAGUAUAUGUAUCAAACACAGAUUUAAUAAUAACUGUUGACACUUUUCAAAGUUACAUUUUUGGACCAUAACACUGCCAAAAUCUGACAUGUGGGUCCUUGAGUGAAUUAUUUAUACCUUGUUACUUAAUGUUGAGGCAUAUAUUGUAAAGCAAUUUGGGAAAAUUGUCUGGAAUACAGAAUUUUGAAACUGACACAUUUUAAAGCUAUGCUUAUUUUGUAUAGUACUUAAAUCCAAAACAUAGCAUACAGUUUUACAAAAAAAUCUUCAUUUUUGUCAAUGUUAAUUUCUCUUAGAAAUCUGCUUUAUCAUGUUAUAAAGUGCAGUCUCACACCUGGAUGAACAGUGCCCUUUCUUUUUGUAUAUACUGAUUAAAACCUUUAUUGUUAUGUGAAACAUGUCAGUUUUGAUGAAUACUACUUGGAAUCCUUUUAUACAGACUAGAAUGUAUGUGUAAGAAUUACUGUCACUGCAAUGUAGUAACUACAAAACUAUUUUUAAAUAAAUAAGAAAACUCGUUUUUCUAA
This is a messenger RNA of Anolis carolinensis (green anole), 10900 nucleotides long. It is a transcript of the gene phip, whose product is annotated as pleckstrin homology domain interacting protein. Lineage: Eukaryota; Metazoa; Chordata; Lepidosauria; Squamata; Anolidae. Gene Ontology annotation, biological process: regulation of transcription by RNA polymerase II; regulation of cell shape; cytoskeleton organization. The coding region runs from base 145 to 5676 and encodes 1843 amino acids. Gene Ontology annotation, molecular function: protein binding. Gene Ontology annotation, cellular component: nucleus. The record is from RefSeq and is a predicted model, not a curated record. The transcript is spliced from 40 exons.